CUGUUGGAAGAGCAAGUUUGGUGCAGUUGAGACAGUUGACCUGGAGAUGAAGGGUUAUUUCUGGGGAAAGGAGUUGGAAAGACGCAUUUAUGUGUUUGAGAUGCAAACCAAUCAUAGGAGGCCUAAUUUGAAGAGAACAUUCAAGACGCUCCUCCUACUCUGUCUGAUAAAGACUUCACUCAUCUACCUGCUUACUGGAAACAACAUCAAAUUGCCAAAGAUGUUAUCGAAAGAUCUGAUGUACAGCGGUUAUUUAGAUGGCUCCAAACAGAUUCAUAAGCCACCCCUUUAUUCGGUGGAUCCAAGAAAAUACUUAAUUCAGCACCACAUAGCUUUUCCAAGGAACCACCAUUUCAUCCUGGAUGACACAGACGUGUGUAGGUCCAACACUCCUUUCCUGGUUCUGGUGGUUUCCGUGGCCACAGGGAACAGAAAAGCUCGGGAUGCCAUCCGGAAAACGUGGGGCACUGAGACCCUUGUUCAGGGAGAGCUGAUCCAGACUGUCUUCCUCCUGGGUCUCCCCAGUGGAGAAAACAUCACAGAGCAGCAGGAGCACGUCAGCAUGGAGAACCUUCAGUACCACGACCUGAUCCAGAGCGACUUCACAGACAGUUACAACAAUCUGACUAUAAAGACCAUGGUGAUUAUGGACUGGCUGGCCACGCGGUGCUCAAAGGUGUCCUAUGCCAUGAAGAUUGACUCAGAUGUGUUCAUUAAUGUGGAGAAUCUGGUGAGCUUGUUAAAGUCACCAGGCAUCCCCAAGGAGUUAUACCUGACAGGAAGUCUGAUGUGGGAUAGGCCUGUCGUUCGCGAUCAGUCCUCACCAUGGUAUGUUCCUAUGGAGAUGUACCCUGACCCUCAUUAUCCAACCUACACUCUUGGCAUGGGCUACCUCUUCUCCAUUGAUCUGACAAGCAGGUUUGUGGAGGUCUCCAAAAGCAUUGAACCCUUCAAUAUUGAAGAUGCCUACAUUGGAAUGUGUAUGAAAAAGUUAGGACUCAGUCCCACUGAGCCACCAGAUCCAGACCAGUUUAGGGAUUUCCUCGAUACUUACAAUCGCUGUACCUUCUCUAAGAUCAUCACGUACAUUCUCUACUCUUCUGAACAGCUGGUGACUCUCUGGACAGACUUAAAAAAGCCUGGCCCACCAUGUUAGCCCUUUGACCAGUGUUGGGGGUAACGCGUUACAGUAACAAUGUUACUUUUUUGGGUAACAAAGUAAAGAAACGCAUUACAUUUUAAAUAUCGGUAACUACACUACUUUACUAGACUAUAGCAAUGCGCCUUCCUGCGUUACCCUUUGCCUGCGUUUAAAGUUCUGAUCUGUUGUUGUGCGUGCAUGCGUGCUGCCUGUGUGUCUGCAGCGCCUGCUUGCCUCGGCACCUUGCCAUAGCGAUCGACUUGAGUGAUAGCUGCUUGUGCGAAGGAGUGUUCAAGUGUUGGAGCGCAGAAGCAGGUGACACAGAAAGACAGGCUGGUUGCAGGGUUCAUUGUAGAAGACAUGCUUCCCCUGUCGACUAUUGAAUCGCCCAGAUUGAGAAAAAUAAAUAAAAUACCCGCGACUCGCAAGCCAACAUCCGACAGGGAAACAUUUUCCCAUAACCUGAACAAGUGUUAUACCAACAUGGAACCGAAGCUGAAAAUAAUUUUAGAGUCCUCCCUAGAUCAUGUGCCGCCAACAACAAAAAAUUGGAUCCCUACUAACUUUUUUCUAAAGUUUUAUAGUAAUGCUGUCUAUCCAGCACACCGUCAUUCCUGAUGACAGCUUCUUAAGAAGGCUGCUCUUGCCUGCAAGAGGGUGAGAGGAAGACACUUACGAUGUCAUAGCUUGAGAAAUAGAUCAGGUUCAUUCAGCGUUUGGACCACAUAAAGUAACAGCAUGUGUCAUCGCCGCGUAAGUGCAUAUCUGUUAUAAUUGAAUGGGAUAAAGUGACCUUUUUAUAUUUUUCCUUUUUAUAACCCUUCAUUUUCAUUCAUCAUUUUUGUUCUCAUGUUUCCCAAAGCCUGUGUUUUGAAACUUGUGUGUUGCUACUGAUUGACCUCAGCAUAGCCUACUUUAUCCUGUUGUUUGUGGAUUUUACAGUGAGGCAUUUCUUUGUGCCGACAGGGAUAUGGUUCUUUCAUAUGGUUUAUAGAUAGAUUUAUACAAUAAACACUAAGUGAUGAUAGGGCUCUGACGUUUGUUCAUGUAUCCACAGUAAAUUAAGAAACAGAAAGUAAAGUAAUAAGUAGUGAAGUUACUUUUGAAAUGCAGUAGCUAGUAAAGUAAUCUCAUUACAAUUUACAGAAGUAACUAGUUAUAAGUAACUAAUUACUUUUUUUGAGCAACUACCCCAACACUGCCUUUGUCAUAUAUUUGCCCAUUUCAAGGAUAGUUGAAUUGUCAAUAAAUUGCUAGAUAAAGAAACUAACCUUAAAAAUAUGAUUUUGGGAGUAUUUAUAUUGUUUUCUAUUAUUAUUUAUUUAUUUUAUCAUUUAUUAUUUCAGCAUUGUUUGUUGACUGUUUACAUUUUUGUUGGUGCAAAGUAUCAUGUGGCGUUUUUGAACUAUGGUCUACUUGGAAGCGGGGAGGGCUAACCUUUGGUCUUUUAAUCAAAUCUUUUUAUCCAAUUUUUGGUAGGUUGAAGGCCUCAUAUACAAUUAAAUAGGCCAUACAAGUGUGAGUGUUGUUGGGUCAUCGACUCAAGACAAGAGCGUCAUUAGUUAUAUCACACCUUCUAGUAUGGUGCAGUAGACUAGUCCAUCUUUGGAACGUUGUAGUUUCAUCAUGGCAGGUCCCCACGUCCAUAACUUCCACCGUCACAUAAUGAUGUAGCCUAGUGUAAAUGCAGACCGAUUCUCUUAGCACUGUGGUUUUCUUUUCCUAAGUCCUGAAGAAUCUCCUUCAUCUACCCUUGAGCUCAUUGCGUCUUUCGUGGAGGUCCAGGAAAGGAUCUCAGAAAAUUACAUAUAACCUAAACCUUUUGACCUGAUCUGACCACAACCCUUGUUUUAUGCAGUUUUACCCUACUUUUAGCAGAAGUGUUAGUUUUUUGCUAGGCUGAACUAUCUUUGUGUUGUUAAAUAAACGUGUUUGUUUUAUUAAAAAUACUGAUGUUUCUCCUGUGUAAAAUGUCAGAAUGAUGACUUGUUAAGAACUAUGAAGACUUUAUUAGACAAAUAGUAUAUUAGUACUACUAUAAAUUAAUUGUAAUAAUAAUAUUACUAUUAUUAUAUUAUUAGAGCUAUGUUAUGCAUUCAUUUUAUAAACCAAUAUUAUAAAAGGUAUAUAUCUUGGGAUUGUCUGUGAUCGUGUCAUUUUAAUAGACAAAAUGUAAUUGAGUCUGUUUCUACAGCCCCUCUAAUGAGCUCCAGGGAUGUUUUCAUUUAUAGAUACAUUUGCUUUGUUUUUGUAAUGAUUUCAAAAACAUUUUGAGAUGUUAAAAACUGAACUUUAGUUGUCAUCAACUAAAAAUUAUAAAUUACACAACAUUAUUACACGGCUCUUCUCAAUGAUGUGGAAUUCUCCGUUCACUUGCAUGGGCCUUCCCAACUUCCGGCAGUCAAUUAUUUUUUAAUAAUUGACAGUUGUUAAGCAUAUCUUGAUCUUCGUUUCACUCCGCAAGUAGUCCGGUAAGUUAUCAACUCCAGCGUAUUCGGUUGCUAAGCGAUGUCCACGUCUUUGGCAAACAAUUUUUUCUGCUGAUCAACACUACGAAUGGUAAAAAAUAAAUUGUAAAAAGACAU
Gadus morhua (Atlantic cod) is the source of this 3726-nucleotide messenger RNA. RefSeq names its product beta-1,3-galactosyltransferase 1-like. The transcript is spliced from 2 exons. NCBI's taxonomy places the organism in Eukaryota, Metazoa, Chordata, Actinopteri, Gadiformes, Gadidae. The record is from RefSeq and is a predicted model, not a curated record. Gene Ontology annotation, molecular function: N-acetyl-beta-D-glucosaminide beta-(1,3)-galactosyltransferase activity. Gene Ontology annotation, biological process: protein O-linked glycosylation. Gene Ontology annotation, cellular component: Golgi membrane. The coding region runs from base 47 to 1156 and encodes 369 amino acids.